Molecule: messenger RNA, 802 nt
Organism: Populus trichocarpa (black cottonwood)
Lineage: Eukaryota; Viridiplantae; Streptophyta; Magnoliopsida; Malpighiales; Salicaceae
Product: glycine-rich cell wall structural protein 1-like
Exons: 3
Coding region: 50-802 (250 amino acids)
Source: RefSeq, a predicted model, not a curated record
CUUUUUACUAGAUAGCUACUUAACUUGGCAUCAACACAAAGCUGCAUUGAUGGCGGCUGUAUCUCCAAAAUGGGUUUCUUUUCUUCUACUUUUCUUGUGCAUCGUUCUUCAUUUGAGUGCUAUCACUCUGGGUGAUGACAAACUUGAAAAAACUAGGCUUGGUGAUGAUAACUGCGGGUUUGGUCGAAGAGGCUGUGGUGGUCGGUUUGGUGGUGGACGAGGAGGUGGUGGAGGUUUAGGAGGUGGUGGAGGGGGUGGGGGUGGUGUUGGUGGUGGUUCGGGUCAUGGCGGGGGCUUUGGGGCUGGAGGUGGUGUAGGUGGUGGCCUUGGAGGUGGUGUUGGUGGGGGCGGAGGCGGUGGAGGGGGAGGUGGUGGAGGCGUAGGUGGAGGAUCAGGCCAUGGAGGUGGCUUUGGUGCUGGUGGCGGUGUAGGAGGUGGUGCUGGUGGGGGAAGCGGUGGAGGAGGUGGUGGAGGCGGAGGAGGGGGUGGGGGUGGUAUUGGUAGCGGUUCGGGUCAUGGCGGGGGCUUCGGGGCAGGAGGCGGUGUAGGUGGUGGCCUUGGAGGUGGUGCUGGUGGGGGCGGAGGCGGUGGAGGGGGAGGUGGUGGAGGAUUAGGCCAUGGAGGUGGCUUUGGUGCAGGUGGGGGUGUAGGAGGUGGUGCUGGUGGUGGUUUAGGUGGGGGAAGCAGUGGUGGAGCAGGUGGAGGGUUUGGAGUUGGAAUUGGCGUUGGCAUUGGCGUUGGAGUUGGUGCAGGUGCAGGUGCAGGCAAGGGAUCUGGCAGUGGUAAUGGUGGCAGACAUUGA